This is a messenger RNA of Saccostrea cuccullata (small rock oyster), 3093 nucleotides long. RefSeq lists its product as uncharacterized. The transcript has 6 exons. The record is from RefSeq and is a predicted model, not a curated record. Lineage: Eukaryota; Metazoa; Mollusca; Bivalvia; Ostreida; Ostreidae.
AAACGUCGAAAUCAGAAAGUGCAGCUGUGAUAAACAAAUCGCAUGAAUUUAGAACGACCUAUUAGCGGAAGUUGACAGCAUGCAGGUGUGACGUCAGAGGGAAAACAGAAACAAGAUGGAAAACUAAGUUAUACAGGUGCGUAAUAAGCCGUGUUAUCAUGAUGAAUUCUGACCUAAUUACCCCAAAAUUUGACGCUGAUGAUGAAGGAAGCAUGAACGAGGACGAGUCGGAAGUUGUCAUUAGGACAGGGAUAAAUUAUUUCAAAGACUACGUGAGUGCGAAGGGACACAGUCUGCAGGCACUUGCUAUGAUGCCGCCCGUUCAAAUUGCAGAUUAUCUGAAAGAUUUCUACACAACUAUUAAGUCCCAGGAUGUCGAGCCUUUUCCGUCGUCUCUGAAAUUCAUAAGGAAUGGUCUGCAAAAAUAUUUUAUGAAGCAUCAUGGCAUUGACAUUGUGAAAGAUAGAGAUUUUGUGCAUGCGAAUAGUGUUUUUGAUAAAGCAAUAAAACAGGUUCCCCGUAGGUGUCAUCGGCUUAGAAUAGAAUUCGAGGAUCUUAAAAAACUCUACAUGGGUCCUGCUUUGGAACUCGAGCAGCCUAUAUGAACAAAGUCUUCUGAUACUUUGCAGAACAAAGUGUUUUUCGAUGUCAAUUUGUACAUUUGCAAUCGUGGAAAAGACUUUCUGAGAGUGAUGUCGAAAUCUGACUUUGAAGUUGCAACAGAUAUGGAGGGACGACGGUAUGUUUGGCUGAAGUAUAAUUCCAAGUUCAGCUUCAAAGAGUUGAUCGGAGGGCUGAGUGAGAAUGACUCGGUCAUUCAUGGAAAUCAGAUUGGCGAACGCAUGUAUGAGCGCCCAGGUGAUCCUAAAUGUCCCGUGGCCUCGUUUCUGCAGUACUUAACACAUCUUCACCCAAUGACGGAGGCGUUCUGGCAAAGACCGAAGCGGAACUUUGUGUCGGAGGAUUAUGUCUGGUACGAUAACACCCCGCUGGGAAACAGCACAAUCAGCAAAAUCAUGACCCGCACAUGUCAGAUGGCAGGACUUUUUGAGAACUACACAAAUCAUGCCAUCAAGAGUACAUACGUACCGGUCAUAGAGAACAUCUGCCAGGAGGCCGCCAGAAAGCGCGUGGAGGGGAGUUCCCCACCCCUGCAGCAGAGAAGACAGGUCUCACGUACAGACUCAGGAAUCGGGGAGGGGUCAGUCUGCUCCGACGUCAAGGACGGUCAGACAGAUGACCUUGAUGAGCCCAAAGAUGGACUACGCCAAGCUAAAAUGAAGGUCCUUGACGUGGUCCAUGGCCUGGAGGUCAAGGACAUCCGUACUUUUGUGGAGUGGAUCAAAACAUUUAGGGUGGAGUAUGAUGGAGGGGGUCUUGUGGUUAUGUGCAGCCCAGUGGACCAAACCAACAGUGAAGCCAAGAGUGACAUCAAACCAAAAAUAGACCUGGGUCUCGUAAAUGGGGACAGACUGCGAGAAUACUCCCCCACCCCACCUCCCAAGAACAAGUCUGGAUCCCCCUCCCCCAUGGUUCUUAAGAAUAUUGACCCCCUGUCCCGUCUUUCCCAUCAGGACAGCAGAGAAAAAUUGGUGGAGGAUCGAGCAGAAGACCUAGGGGUGGCGGUGAAGCAGGUGGAGUUUGAGUGUGUUAACAACACCUACUGCUCCACGUCCAGCCUUGAUCCUCUGAAGAUCACGGUGCCCAGUGAGAAUUCCGUCCUUCUGUCUGGAGUCUCAGACAGUGUCCAGGUACUGGUUCACAACAAAGACUCCCCCUCAGUCAUUCCUGAGCCAUUGAAGUCCCGAAUCUUCUACUCUAAGCACGAGAAAGACGUGGCUGUUCUGUCCGUCUUGAGCAACAAAGAUGGUAACUCCAAAACAGCCUGUGUCCCUUCUACGGCUGCCGCCGAGAAGACGGACUGCUCUAAAAUACUGCAAGAUAAACACAAGCCGGUAAAGAAGAGAAGUCUUACCGACUUGCAUGCUGGGAUACCGAGGGAGGAGUACGAAAUGCCUCCCAGAAAACAGCCAGCCAUCAGUACCAUUCCUCCAUUGAUUCCUAAGUGUCAGCAGACGUCGGAGUUUAAGCCCACGUCUAUUUACAACGUCCCAAUGUUAAGCCAGGUGCCCCUCUACGACAGGCUGCCCCGGUCCAGGAACAUGCCCUUCGCCCCGGUCCACAGGAGCCACAGCAGUCCCCUGAUUACAUUCGCUAACAGUGCACCCUCUACAGUGCUGAGGAACCCUGGGGAGAACGGGGAUAUUAAGAGGGAACAAUACAAGUGAUAAGUCAGUGUUUCUGUAUGAAGAAAGAAGGACCACAUUAUAUCAGAUUUUAGUCAGACUGAGUGUAGUUAAUCUGUUUAGGUUGAGGUGAGUUUAUUUAACUUUAUCACCAGGGUAGUGAUUUUUUGGGUUAAUUGUGUCAACGAGGUCAGAGGUUGUAGGAGGAAGGACAUUUAUAAUUACUGUCAUAUUUUGUAUUAAUUAUAGGGAUAAAGUUUUACUCUUAACUGGUGUUUCCAUACAUUUAAAACUGGUUUUUGACUGGUUCAGUGAAAGAGUUAGUCUCCUUGUUACUGAUAUUGUAUAUUUUAUCAUACAUUUUGAUUUUUUUACUUCCAUGUUUUCUAAAUAGUUAAAAUACUGGAUCAGUGUAUAAACACUAAAUGUGUUUAACAGUAAAGCUUUGGUAUAUUUGUUUGUAUACUUUGAUAAGACACACAUUUUACAAAACUGAAUGUCUUUUAAAAUCACUUUAUUUACAACUUUUGCUGUGUCCAUUUUGUAAUUUCUCUUUUACAUGUUUUAGGGAUCAGAUGCCCGAUAAUAGAGAGGUUAAGCAUUUUAGCGUGUAUGUCUACUUGUACGUGUAAAGCUAGAAGUGAUUUUACACGUAUGCGUAACUAUCGUUGUGUACAGUUUAACAAACUGUACUUGUAACUGUAAGUGUAAAACGUCAUUUGAGCAAGGCACUUUACAAUCCAUUUGUAUUAAAUAAAUCUAUGACUGAAAUAAAAAAACAUACAUUGGAUGUACGUAAUAAAUUCUCAACUUCAUACCAAAUACUGGCUGAAAAAUAUAUAUGCUG